AUGAACCAACAACGAGACAGCAUAACGAAAUUAAUGCAGUACGCUAGGGAGCAUAACAUUCAGUUACGCCAGGUAGAGAGGCGAGUGAAUGUGAAUGACACAUUGUAUGCAUGCUCCACCAAUACAAGCCGGCAGCAUGCCUCCGACGAUGCCGCAUUCUUGACACUCGAGAUCCUUCGCGCAGAACAACGAUUUUCGGACAUCCUCCCUAUUACUGUAACUCUACCUCCCUCCUCCCAUGAGGAAACAUACCGUCAACUGGCGUCGCUCGGCUUCCGGGAAUGCUCCGCCAUCACUACGCUGGGUCCCAAACGAUCUUCACUUAUUCGUCUCAUCUGCAACUCUGGUUUUGAAUUCCGUCGUGGAAGUCCUUUCAUUGCGGUGUCUGGUCUUCCGCCCGCGCUACGAGAAGCAACGCCGCUGUUUGGCCUCCUUUUUCUGACCUACUGCGGCACCGGUCUCGCGGGCGCGCCUAUUGUGGCGAACAAGAAUGCUUUUCGCACUAUAAAAGUUGCGCUAGGAAGGGUGCCCUUCCUCACUUUUCUGAUACCACUUGUCCCCUUGUGCAUCAUCAUGCCUGAUCACAUUAAACUGCUGCAGAACAAAUCCGAACGCGAAAAAUUCGUGUUGGAAUGGGACGACAAUGAAAUUUUUGGGUUCAACAACUCGACGACAUGGCAGUCAACCGUUAUAAUAAACGGUGUCCCUGUGGCCACUGGGGAUGGGGCACGUAAAGCAUACGCCAGGGAUAAGGCAGCUAAAGAAAAGGGGUUACUUGUGGGCCUGGGCAUACCAGACAUUGGCAGUGUCGUUGUGUCCGACCCGGCUAUGACAUCCCUGAUCGCGGACCGCAUUAUGAUGUGGACGACAAGCCGGCGUAUUAACUUACCUGUGAAAGCUUGCUUUUCAAGGUUGAUUGACCAAUUGAAUUCGACACUGCCUGUGCCAUAA
Molecule: messenger RNA, 951 nt
Organism: Cantharellus anzutake
Lineage: Eukaryota; Fungi; Basidiomycota; Agaricomycetes; Cantharellales; Hydnaceae
Exons: 14
Coding region: 1-951 (316 amino acids)
Source: RefSeq, a predicted model, not a curated record